Aspergillus pseudotamarii is the source of this 2499-nucleotide messenger RNA. RefSeq names its product Ankyrin and HET domain protein. The record is from RefSeq and is a predicted model, not a curated record. Bases 1 to 2499 code for a protein of 832 amino acids. Lineage: Eukaryota; Fungi; Ascomycota; Eurotiomycetes; Eurotiales; Aspergillaceae. The transcript has a single exon. Gene Ontology annotation, molecular function: protein binding.
AUGGCAGAGACAAGCGAUCAGAGUAGUUCUACCCUUUCCACCCAAGGCGAGCCCAGAGAUGUGUAUGAAUAUGAGCCAUUGCCCACCCCCACUUCCAUCAGACUCAUAAAAGUGGAGGGCAAAGACGAAGAUGGAGCAGUCCACGUGCGACUAAAGACCAUCGACUUGAAAGACGCUCCUUGGUUCCACGCCGUCUCAUACACCUGGGGAAACCCACACACUGAGCUACCCCAUGUUCAAGCAGCUCAUGCGGCUUACUCUCAGAAGUACCCACCUGAAUAUCGAGAGUUUAUAGUAGCAAACGGGAAACUUUUAUAUGUUAGCCGAAGCGCCUAUGACAUCCUAGUAUCCGUGCCGAAGGAUGCCUGGGCAAAGCGAUGCAACCAGAGAAAUCCCAAUAACCAACUUCGCGCUAGUAUUCAUUCAGCCUGUAUGGCGAACAAGAAAGAGUACGUUGAGGAGCUGAUCUCCGCCGGAGUUGAUAUAGACGUUCAAGACGAAUAUGGUCGAACUCCGUUGUCCUAUGCCGCGAGACUUGGGAAGCUUGAUUUCGUGGAACUCUUGCUCGCUGCCGGUGCCGAUCUCAACAUCGUUGAUGGGAAUAACAACCGGCCUCUCGAUCAUGCUCGGGAAGGCAGGGCUGAAGAGGUUAUCAAAUGCCUUGAAGAGGCUGAGGAAAGAAGUAAAGCCGAUGGUCCUUCCAUAUCAUGGCCCGAGGGCCCUCAGAUGUGGUGUUGGGUCGACCAGAUCUGUAUUGAUCAGAGCAAUCUCGAAGAGAGAGCUUCACAGGUGUCAAUCAUGGAUCAGAUCUACGAAUGUGCUUCUUACACUCUUAUAUGGCUUGGACUAGAAGACAAUUAUACCGAAGUGGCUGUUGAGACGAUCCAGAAGCUGUAUUCCGCGAAAGGAGAUCUUAUUCAUGCCAAUGAAAUCAUUCCCUACACGCACCAACCCAAGGAGAUAUAUGCCAUAGCUGAUAUUCCAUAUGUGUCGCUAGCAGAGUGGACGGCUCUUGCUACGCUUUUUCUACGGCCAUAUCUCAGAAGACUGUGGGUGAUACAAGAAAACAUUCUUUCCGACACAUGUCUGGGAUAUUGUGGUAGAUUCGAGGUUCCUUGGAGGGCAUUCUGUACAGUUGCCCAACAAAUCUACUUCCGCCAGCUCGUCUUGGGGAGAGUUACUUCAACCGAGUUUAUCGACAUCAACAGUCCCGUGGUGGCUAUAGAGAGUGAAAUUGUGCAUCUGACCCAGUGGAAGGAUCGCCUACAGAAAGGUGAACGAGCUUCUAUGCCCAAAGCCCUCUCUUUAGAGAACCUCCUCUUCGAGACCUGGACCUUUCGCUCCACAGACCCAAGAGACAAGAUAUUCGGACUUUACGGUCUUCUACUCAAAGCUGGACCUGUGCCCUGGAAGCCAGACUACUCGAAAUCCACCGCGCAAAUCUACGCAGAUGCUACAAAAGAAAUAAUCUGGAACGCUGGUGAACUGCGCAUGCUCUCUGCAGUCCUCGACCGCUCACUCCACAACACCCCUAACCUCCCAUCAUGGAUCCCAGACUACAGCGUCCCGUUUGUUAACAUGAUGUGCUCUAACUACAACGCUGCCGGAAAUCUCCCUCACCAGGCCAUCCAACCCAGCCCUUGGAAUGUCCUCACAGUAUCCGGAAUGAAAAUCGACACCGUCCUACAAACAGGAAACACAACUUCCGGACCCAAACAGAUGUCCAUGUUCUUCGACGCACGCUGGUUCGAGCUCGCAUUACUCCUCCCACACCCUUACCACAAUGGCCAGGCCAGAACCGAAGCACUAUGGCGCACUUUAUGCGCGGACCAGAAGAGAGACGGAUCCUUCCCCGCCCCUGCAGCGUACGGGGACUUUUUCCGAAGAAUACUCUGUCGACUUACCUGUGUCAAAGCAGAAGAGACCGCCAGAGCUGCCAAGCAAGAUCCAAAUCUAGUAGUACUUGAGGCAGCUCUAUACCACAUCCGACAAGUUCUAUCAAAUCCACCAAUUUCUGAUCUCUCGCCCGAACAACUUCAACAUACCUUCGGAGACCCAGAUAAAAAUCUCAGCAGCCCUGACCUCCAAACGCUAACUCAUCUUCUCUACAAGCUCCAUUUUCUUGGCGUGGUGGAGGAGGAUCCCUGGACGCCAACUAUUGAUGAAAUCGAGGAGUCUUACCGCAGUACUAAAUGGCAGACAUGGGAGGAGAGCAGUGCUCUUCCGGGCGAUGGUAUCGAGUUUCACGAAGCGCUCCGAAGUAAGCAUGGUAGACGGCGUCUGUUUGUAACCGAGAAGCGAUAUCUCGGGCUUGGUCCUGCAUCGAUGCUUGAUGGAGAUGAGGUUUGGGUUAUACCUGGUGCUGGUGCUGCGUUUAUUCUGAGACCAGUUGAGAAAGGAACGUUCAGUUUGAUUGGUGAAGCGUACGUACAUGGAGUUAUGAAUGGAGAGGCUGUUGGGCAAUGUGAUGCGGAUCUUUCUAGUAUUUAUUUGGUCUAG